Linum trigynum is the source of this 2034-nucleotide messenger RNA. The record is from the annotation of a GenBank genome assembly. Lineage: Eukaryota; Viridiplantae; Streptophyta; Magnoliopsida; Malpighiales; Linaceae.
AUGGCGAGGUGUGGAGGUCUCCGGAAAAGGAAAAGGAAGGUGAACCAAAACAGUAAUGAAAACCAAGUUGAAGAAGAUUCAGAACAUAAUAUUGUGAGCCAAUCUCAUUCGUCCAAUGAGAUUCCUUCAACUUUAAGGGACUCUUCAAAUCCUACUUCUCCUGAAAACUCAGCAAGUGACAUACCUUCACCAAGAAAUUUUAAUACCCAAGAAUUAACAAUCAAGUAUCAUUAUGGAGGUCAUUUCACAUUUUCACCUCGUAGGCAGUACACAGGGGGGAGUGAGAUGGUAAAAGAUGGCCAUGAGGUGGAUUUCCUCUGUUAUUUCACUAUCCUGGAUGACCUUAAGGCAUGUGGCUUUAACAUUCUUGAUGGAGAUAAGUUCUAUUAUCUUAAACCAAGAACUCCUAUUAGUGACUUGAAUGGGCUUGUACGUGUGAAUGAUGACGAUGAUGUUUCAUCCAUGCUGUCCUCUUAUAAGAAACACAUGCUAUCUACAUUUGAGAUAUACACAUUGUCAAGAAAACAUGAUAUUUUGCCAAAUGAAAGCAUGGGAGAAGAGAUUCCUCUGGACAGUAAUCCCCAUGAUCCAAUUCAGCCAUCAACUGUACAAGAACCGGAGCUUAAUCCCUCAGAAGGUUCGCAUUUGAAGAAAAAGAAAACGCGAGGACCCACACGAUGUAUGAAAAUUAUUGAGUUAGAGGAAGGAAGAAAGCUGCCAGUAGAUUUUGAUGAAGAUCAUCAAGCAAUUGGAGAAAACGCAACAAGUUUUGUUUGGUUCUUGGGAGUAACGGUUCGAAAUCGAUCAUGUUGUCCUUUACAAGUGAAAAGAUGGAAGGAUAUUAGUAAUGAUGCUAUCGAGCAUAUGUGGGCAAUUGUACAGGAGAAGUUUACAUUUGAAUUACCAAUGAGAAGGAUGGAAGCAAUCAUCGGUCACAUGAAUGCAUUAUAUCGGGAUCAUAGGCAAAAGUUGAAGCAGAAAUAUUUCAACAAGAAACAUAGUUACAAAAGUCGCUUGAAGAAUAGGCCAAAAAGAGUCUCAAAAGAUGAUUGGAAGUAUCUCGUUAACUUAUGGAGCGAUCCAACUUUCCAGGAAAGGAGUUUGAAAAAUAAAGAGAACAGAUCAAAACGUUCAAUGCCACCCUACACAGGCACAAAAAGUCUUGCUCGACUUAGACACCAAAUGAAAAAACAAAAUGGAACUGUUCCUUCUCGUGUUGAGGUUUGGAUUGAAUCACGUAAGAGAAAGAAAGGAAAGACUAUAGACCCUGACUCCCAAGAUGUGAUUUCUCAACUUGAUCAAUUGAAGAAACAAAGAGCUGAAGGAGUUGUUUCUAUGAAUGAUGAAGAAAUGUUUGAAAAGGUUCUAGGACCUGAGAAGAAUGGCUAUGUGCGAGCUUAUGGACCUGGAAAAGGCGUGACCGAAUUCUUUGGUGUUAAACCAACCAAAGCUGCACUUAUAAAACAAGUAGAAGCUGCUAGAAAAGAAGCGAGUGAACAAGUGGAACAAGCCAAAAAGGAAGCCAAUGAACGAGUAGAUAAGAUAACCAGAGACGUUGAGAAACAAAUGGCUGAUAUGAACAAGAAAUGGGAAGAAAAGUUUCAAAUCCUACUUUCUAAUGCAAGAUCUUCAGCGCCAAGAGAAGAGUCUAAUGAGGAAGUAAGGUUUCCUCCAUAUCGGUCUGAGGGAGAAGACAGCCGCCACCACCUGCACAACAAUGGCCGCUGCAGCGGCGGAUUCGAAAGGGACGAGGAAGGGUCGCUAGAUCUGGAUUUCCGUCUCGUAACCCUAAAUUUGAACAGCGGGGAGGUAGCAGGGGAGCUUUGUGUGGUCGGCGGUGUAGCGAAGGAGGCAAUAUUCGAUGCUUACCUCCUUAGUCGUUUGGCGGCUCCGCUCCGCAAGGGGAAAUCCGCAAGGGAACACUUUGGAGUUUCGAUCUGGUGGUACGGAGGGAGGGCGACGCACGCCGAUGACCCUUCAGCUGCUCCGAGAGCUGUCGACUUAGCCGCCGCAAUUGAUUUUUCUUUCUUCUAA